AUGACACCCGCCCUCUUCGCCUUCGGCUCAAACGGCUCCGGCCAGCUGGGCAUCGGGCACGACGCGGACGUGUCCGUGCCGACGAGAUGUAUUUUCGAGGAACAUGGUGAUUCUGGGAAUACGGUGUCCGAGUCAACGGUAGCAAGUGCCCGUACCGUCUCGCGCAUCGUCGCGGGCGGAAACCAUACUCUUGUCUUGCUGACAGACGGACGGGUGUAUGGUGCCGGAUGGGGCGAGUCGGUGUUCAAGCGUGUUAUUAUCACGGAUUCUGAGACGGGAUCUCGGGUUGGGGUUUUCAAGGGUGUGGCGGCGACGUGGGAGGGGAGUGUUUUGGUUGCUUCUGCGUCUGCGUCUGCUUCUGCUUCUGCCUCUGUUUCUGCUUCUGCUUCUGCUUCUGCUUCUGCUUCUGCCUCUGUUUCUGGCGCUGGCGCUGGCGCUGAGGCUGAGGCUGAGGCUGAGGCUAGUGAGAACCAAGAUGGCGACAGCGACAGUGACGGCGACGUGGUCUUUGUGCUUGGAUCCGGCGCAAAGGGCGAACUUGGGCUCGGUCCUGGCGUGACGCAGGUGCCGCGGACUGGGGUCCGGAUCCCCGAUUUCCCGCCGCCGGGCGUGAAGAUUGUUUCUGUUGCGGGCGCGAUGGGCCACGUCGUUGCCGUUUGCUCGGAUGGAUCCGUGUACGGAUGGGGUGCGUCGAGGAAGGGGCAGCUCGGUGCUGGACUAGCGAGCGAGAAGGUCGUUUGGACGCCGACGCGGAUCGAUCUGGGGAGGAUGGGUGUGGACUUCGCUGUCUCUGACGCUGUCUGCGGGCGGGAGUUUACGGUUCUAUGCGGCGAUCAGGAGAGGGGGGAAUUUGUUGUUCUGGGCCCUGGCUCUGGUUCUGGCUCUGGUUCUCUAGUCGACAGGGACAGGGACAGGGACAGGUGGGGGAUUACGACAGGGAUUCCCGCUUCUGAAGAUGUUAGGGAUUACUUGCGUGUGCAUGCUAGCUGGCACGGUGUCUAUGUACAUCAGAACGACCGGUCUAUUCUGGCCUGGGGACGGGAUGACCGUGGGCAGUUGCCGCCUGGUGAUUUGGGGAGGGUUAGAGAGGUGGCGGUGGGAAGUGAGCAUUGUCUUGCGCUGCUGGAUGAUGGCUGUGGGCACGGGGGCAGCGUCGUGGCGUUUGGAUGGGGCGAGCAUGGCAAUUGCGGGCCUGAGACGGAUGCGCGGGGUGAUGUUAAGGGUGUGUCCGCGAGAAUUCCGCUUCCUGAAAGCGUUCAGGUCGUUGGGGUUGGCGCGGGGUGUGCGACGAGUUGGAUUAUUGCUUCUUGA
Molecule: messenger RNA, 1311 nt
Organism: Aspergillus mulundensis
Lineage: Eukaryota; Fungi; Ascomycota; Eurotiomycetes; Eurotiales; Aspergillaceae
Exons: 1
Coding region: 1-1311 (436 amino acids)
Cellular component (GO): cytoplasm
Molecular function (GO): guanyl-nucleotide exchange factor activity
Source: RefSeq, a predicted model, not a curated record